AGCCGCGAGCAGAGCGCGGGCAGCGCGGAGCGGGCGGCGGGAAAGCCAUCCCCGCUAGGCCCGGGACCCGCACACCCGCUGGGCCGGGGAGAGGCACGGGGCCGCGCGCAGGUGAGGACCCGCCGCCCGGACCGGGGACGUCCCGGAGCGCAGACUGGCCGGCUCGAGUCCGAGGUGCGCCGAGGCGGAGGACGCGCCCACCGGCCCCGAGACCUCGGGUCGAGCCCACCCGGCUCUGGGGUCCUCGGAGGAGGCUGUCGGCCGAGGAGGCAUCCGCCGGGAGCCAGCGCCUGGGGAGCGGCCCCCGCACGAUCCCUGCGGGCACGGAGGGAGCCGCGGCGCGCCGCCAUGCGCGGGGCGCUGUAGCCGAAGGUGCGGGCCCGAUGGAGCGGGCCGGCGCGCGGGAGCUGCUCGGUGGCUACGGCCCGCCGGCGCUCCGGCUCGCGCUGGCGCUGUUGCUGCUUCUGGCGCGGCCGCCGUCGGGCGGCGCGGGGGCCCCCGAAGCGCAGGAGGCCGCGGCCCCAAGCACGGCGGCCCCGGCCGGCGGCGACCGCUGCCGAGGCUACUACGACGUGAUUGGCCAGUGGGACCCGCCCUUCAACUGCAGCUCGGGCCCCUACAGCUUCUGCUGCGGCACGUGCGGCUACCGCUUUUGCUGCCACGACGGGCCACGGCGCCUCGACCAGAGCCGCUGUUCCAACUACGACACGCCGGCCUGGGUGCAGACCGGCCGGCCGCCGGCGCCCCGAGACCCCGCCGUGCCCCGCGACCCGGGCCGCGAGCGCAGCCACAUGGCGGUGUACGCGGUGUGCGGCGUCGCCGCGCUGCUCUUGCUGGCCGGCAUCGGGGUGCGCCUGGGCCUGGAGAAGGCGCACAGUCCGCGCGCGCGGCGCACGGUGACCAGGACACUGACUGAGCUUCUGAAGCAGCCUGGCCCGCAGGAGCCACUGCCUCCCCCUCUGGGUCCACCUGUGGGCAGCUAUGUCCAGGUGCAGAUGGGCGAUGGCCUCCCCCGGGGCUCCCCCCACAACAGCACAGACAAGAAACGCCACAACGGGCCCCUGGGGUCGGUGGCGACCCUGGGACCCCAGCGUGGUCCCCGGCUGCAGGGCGGCGGCAGCAGCAGGACGCUGCAGCCCGACUACGCUACUAAGUACGCCACCCUCAAGGCAGCCGCGCUGAAGCCCUCAGAGGCCUCCCCGCAGGACUUCUACCAGCAUUUUCCGGCGCCCGCCCCCGCCCCACUGACCCUGCCGGCGCGCGCCCCGCGGCCCCCCGAGGACUUGCCCGCGCUGCCUGACGCCUGCCCGUGGGCCCCUCCAGGCUACGCGCCCCCCGCCGGCCCCGCCCCGACGGGCCACUGCAAGGCCUGGACCACCAGCCGCCUGGCCCGGCCUGCGCCCCGCGGCCACCUGGCGGCUCAGGCGUCCCCUGCUCCCCCGCGGUCCGGCCGCCCGCCCCGGCGCCAGUUCGGCGUGAAGAAGCUGCCAGAAGGCUUUGGCACGCAGCCCCCCGGCCUUUACGGCUGCGCGGGCCCUGCCCCCGGGCACCUGAGCACCAACAGCAAAGCCGAGGUCACCGUGUGAAGGCGGGGCUGUUGGCUCUUCGGAGGCAUCGCGUCUACCAGGGAUCCGCCGUCGGCCUGGCCCAGGGGCCCAGGCCACAAGGGGCAGGGGCACCGCCAGCCUUUCUGCCUGGCCGAACCGGACCGGGGCCCUUGGAGCCCUCAGGGCUAAGGAGGGGCCUGUCCUGGGGGCCCUGGGGCCCAGGUUCCUCGUGUAAAUAAACCGUACUCUGUGGCUCCCACCCCUGAGAAUAAAGGAGCCCCAGCUUGGGUCUGAGCGGAGCUGA
Molecule: messenger RNA, 1851 nt
Organism: Phyllostomus discolor (pale spear-nosed bat)
Lineage: Eukaryota; Metazoa; Chordata; Mammalia; Chiroptera; Phyllostomidae
Gene: SHISA8
Product: shisa family member 8
Biological process (GO): regulation of AMPA receptor activity; regulation of short-term neuronal synaptic plasticity
Cellular component (GO): postsynaptic membrane; AMPA glutamate receptor complex; dendritic spine membrane
Source: RefSeq, a predicted model, not a curated record